This is a messenger RNA of Acanthopagrus latus (yellowfin seabream), 3443 nucleotides long. Its product is annotated as apolipoprotein A-IV-like. The record is from RefSeq and is a predicted model, not a curated record. The transcript has 4 exons. The coding region runs from base 2478 to 3251 and encodes 257 amino acids. Gene Ontology annotation, cellular component: extracellular region; high-density lipoprotein particle; blood microparticle. Lineage: Eukaryota; Metazoa; Chordata; Actinopteri; Spariformes; Sparidae. Gene Ontology annotation, molecular function: cholesterol binding; phospholipid binding; phosphatidylcholine-sterol O-acyltransferase activator activity. Gene Ontology annotation, biological process: cholesterol homeostasis; positive regulation of lipid biosynthetic process; high-density lipoprotein particle assembly.
GCAGCAGCUACAUCUUCCAUCUUAAAGUAGAAAAUCAGCCGAAAUGUUCACUUAAAGGUUCCUAAAUUAUUUUUGGAGCCCUGACACAUGAUCAAUAACAGGACAUUGUCACGCCAUUGGGGAACGUCUGUAAUCCUAGUUUUUGCAAUGUGUCUCCCACCGUCGGCACUGAUCGGCCUUUUGUUAGCAAGUAGUCGUUAAUCACCCCGAUGAUCACCCGGCUGAUCAGAUGAGCAGAAUCAGCGCACAAGAAGGGAAAACUGAAAUAGAAAGAUUAAAGCUUCUCGAGCCUGUUGCUGUAGCAUCUGUGAUUUCACCCCUAUUUGUAACAGACAUAUUCUUGAUCGGUGGCUAUAAUAGCGAGAAUGGUGUGAAAGUGACAGACAAACAGUUUUAUCCUCACAACAGUUUGUAUGUCCAGGAAUCUCGAGGCUUCAAGUUUCCCCUUUUGAAUGACAAAUAGAAGAAAGACACCAGAUGAAAUCAUGAAAGAAAAUGUGUAUUAUUAACACAAUAUCAAUAUUUCACUUUUUAAUAUCACAAUUAUUGUGAAUAUCACAACAUAACCACACCCCUUGUUCAAACUGUAAUAAAGUGCUGUAGGAGUUCUUGAAGCUCAGAAGCUCAAAAUUACAGUGCUGCACCUACGAUCCUGUGACAAAACUGACAUUUUAAAUGAGAACAGUGAUUUUGGGGGGGUUGUUGAGAAAACAGGAAACAAUAAAAAGUUUAUUUGAAGGCUGAAAGUCGACAGAGCACUGAGGGAGGAAGGCAAAAUUAAUAUUAUUCUGUCUAAAACCAUCUUCUCUUAUGUCCGCGUGGCAACGUGGCUCUCUAACAUCUUCCCUCUUCACUCAAAUAACAGACAUAUUUCUUGUUUCCCAGAGCAGGAAAUCUUUAGCUUCUCCAGGUCUCCUCACAUAACAAGUCUUUGUGUGCGUCACAUGAAAACACCUGUAUGUUUAUCAGCAGUUUGUCCUGAGAGGAACACUCUGUCCUAUCAGUCGCUGCGUAAGGAAACGCAACAUUCCUCCGUGGAGAUAAUGUGCAGGCCAGAUGGCACGGCUCGAUCAAAGUCCUGCUCACAUCUCUCUGACCUAUAAACGCCCGACGACACCAAUCAGUCGACACAAAGCUGAGAGCGUUCGAGUGAAUCGGUGUGUUGACUCUGUGAUUCCUCAGUGUUUGUGCUGUAUGACACAACAGAGAGAAACAGUCACAGUAACAUUAUCUUAUCUGCUGCCGUUUCUUCGAGUGUCGAAGUUUCUGUGUCACCCAACUCAUCACUGUGUUUACACUUGUUGCAUAACAAUGUCUCAAGUCUCCUGAGUGUUUCACAUGAAUCUUAAUUUGAUUUGUUUCGACACAUAAAGUGUGUUUAUUCUCAAGGGUUUAUACAGUCAGACAUGACGCAGAAGUUUUGUUUGUUUUGUUUUUUUUGUUAACUUGUGAGUAAUUCCUUUUUUAAUUGUUCAGUUCAGGGUCAGUUUAUUUCUGAUCAACCAACGAAGGAAAUUCUUAAUUGUAUGUGCUAUAAUGUCAUUUUUAUCAUCAGUCUGUCAUUCCACCGCUUUGCAUUGAAAUUUUGUUGACAUUGGCGAAGGCUGGCGUUGCUGUUUCUCUCAAGAUGAAUUUCAGCAACUUUCUGAUCCAAGCGCACUCAUCAGGUGUCCUGUAACUUUAUUUCCUGUCAAAAUGUCUGCAGAGCUUUUGACUUUCCCAUCAGCCUCAGCUUCAUUUUGAGCUUUGUGGUAAUAAGCAUCUGUUAGCAUGCUAACCUAGGAAACUAAAACUGAUGAAGGAAAACACUACACCUGCUUAACAUCAGCAUGAUGUUAGUUAUGUUGAUAUUAAUGUAUAAAAACCUUUAAAAUAAGUUCUCAAUGUGUCUUUAUUGCACAUCAGGGCUAACAGGAUUAGCAUGAAGCGGUCUUAGCCCGAGGCUAAGUUAGCGUUUACACUGGGACAAUGCCCCGGCUAAGAAAAUAUGAGAAGCACAAUAAUGUGCUGAGUAACCGAAGAUUCAGAUUCCUCAGUUUUCACUUGGACAUGGAGGUAUAAAGUCUUAUCAAUGCGUCACACAUCUAGAAUUUUUGUUUUUUGGCUUUAAAAGGUCUUAAAAGUGACACUUACCGACAUGAGGCUGCAUCAGUAACUAAACUAAAACUGAUAUUUCUUGAGCUAAACUCUUGCUCUGAAAGCUCAGUGUGAAUGAUGACAUGUUGUGAUAAUAUAUAAUGUGUGUGAGGUCACCAGACAGUGAUGAUGUCAUCUCUUACGUACCACUGUGAGCCCUGUUGUGAUGUGGAAGCAGCCGUGACAGCACGGCACUCAGAGUUUGGACUUUACUCCCGAGAAUUCCUCUAUACGACUCGGCCGCUUAUAUAUACCGAGCCUGAGCUGUGCAGGACACACACUGUGUUCUCAACAGCUCGCCGACUGGACAGGAAGCUCAUCCACACAGCUACACGUCAGUCAUGAAGGUCCUUGUGGUGCUCGCUCUCGCUGUUUUCACUGCAGGUUGCAAUGCCAACAUCGUGUGGCGAAACCAGCCCAGGCAGCAGGUCGACAUGGUGAAAGAUGCUUUCUGGGACUACGUCGCCAAGGCAACCACGACCGCCGAGGACUCCCUGAAGCAGAUCAGAGAGUCGCAGCUGGGCAAGGAAGUCAACUCCCUCAUCUCUGAGAGCACCGACGCCGUCAACAAGCUCACCGACGUUCUCCGCAAUCAGGUGGCUCCUCUGACCCAGGACCUCAUGUCCAAGUUUACCCAGGAGGCCGAGCAGCUGAAGACCCGCGUGGAGAAAGAUCUGACCGCCAUGGGAGCCCGCCUGCAGCCCUACACCGAGGAGCUGGUGGCUGACCUCCAGAGGAAGGUGGAGGGGCUGAAGAGGGACGCCGUCCCUUACGCCAACGCCAUGGACGCCGAGGCCCUGAGGACCGUCCUGCUGCAGAAGAGCCAGGAGCUGAAGGUGCAGAUGGAUGAGAACGUGAACAGGCUGCAGGCCCAGAUGGUCCCCUACAGCGAGGAGAUAAAGGAGAAGAUGGAGCAGAGCAUGGAGGAGUUCAGGAGGAGCAUGAUCCCUCUGGCCCAGAGCUUCGAGACCCAGCUGACCCAGAAAACCCAGGAGAUCCAGCAGAGCCUGGCGCCGCUGGGAGAGGAGCUGAAGGCCAAGCUGGACGCCGACGCCCAAAACAUGAAGAGGCAGCUGACCGGUCUGUGGAGGUCCUUCGCCAAACUGAUCCAGUAAAACGGACUCGGUCAGGGUGGCGUUUAUGGGACAGAUAGAAAGUGAAAUACCUCAUCGUGUGUGUUUUUAUGUUGAAAGAUGCUCUGAAAGGAAACCUUCUGAACACUGUCAGUAUUUCCUCCACUGUGUUACUGUUUACUACUGUAAGCUUUCAUCUGUAAAACAGCAAUAAAUUAAAUUAAAUUAAACGUA